AUGCGCUCUGUUCGCAGCUCAGUCGUCGAGGGGCAGGCGCUGGCCGACUGUGGCCCGGCCCACUCCCGCCUGCUGCCCCCGCUUGCAGGUGUUUCCUUCCCGCCGAAGCUGCUGACUCAUCCUCGGGCUGGCGUUGGCGCGGCUGUGGGGCUGGGAGCCGGGGCUUUGGGCCACCCCUGGGUGCACGGUCGGGCCUCCAGGGAGGUGUCCUUGAGCCUCUCUGGCUGCCCAUCCCAUGGGUGCCUGAAGGAUGACCGCAUCGCCUUCUGGACCUGGAUGUUCUCCACCUACUUCAUGGAGAAAUGGGCGCCGCGGCAGGACGACAUGCUCUUCUACGUGCGCCGGAAGCUCGCGUUCGCGGGCAGCGAGAGCGGGGCCGAUGGCAGGAAGCCCCUGCUCCCGCAGCUGGACUACAUGGUGACCUGUGCCGUGUGCACGCGCUCCGACAGCGGGGACAUCCACAUCCACAAGAAGAAGUCCCAGCAAGUGUUUGCGUCCCCCAGUAAACACCCCAUGGACAGCAAAGGGGAGGAGUCUAAGAUCAGCUACCCCAACAUCUUCUUCAUGAUCGACAGCUUCGAGGAGGUGUUCAGCGACAUGACUGUGGGGGAAGGAGAGAUGGUCUGUGUGGAGCUGGUGGCCAGUGACAAAACCAACAUGUUCCAAGGGGUCAUCUUCCAGGGCUCCAUCCGCUACGAGGCGCUCAAGAAGGUGUAUGACAACCGCGUGAGCGUGGCCGCCCGCAUGGCGCAGAAGAUGUCAUUUGGCUUCUACAAGUACAACAACAUGGAGUUUGUGCGCAUGAAGGGGCCACAGGGCAAGGGCCACGCGGAGAUGGCAGUCAGCCGUGUGUCCACUGGGGACACGUCCCCCUGCGGGACUGAGGAGGACUCCAGCCCGGCUUCGCCCAUGCAUGAGGGGGUGACCUCCUUCAGCACGCCCCCCACCCCGGAGCGGAACAGCCGGCCUACCUUCUUCUCCCCAUCCCUCAAGAGGAAGGUGCCCCGGAGCUGGGUGGCGGAGAUGAAGAAAUCCCACUCGGCCAACGACAGCGAGGAGUUCUUCCGCGAGGAUGCCGGUGGAGCUGAUCUGCACAACGCCACUAACCUGCGGUCCCGGUCCCUGUCCGGCACGGGGCGGUCCCUGGUGGGGUCCUGGCUGAAGCUGAGCCGCGCGGAAGGGAACUUCCUUCUCUAUGCACACCUGACCUACGUCACGCUGCCCCUGCCUCGGAUCCUGACAGACAUCCUGGAGGUCCGGCAGAAGCCCAUCCUGAUGACCUAGCCGCGCGCGGAGCCCGCGUGGAGCCCCCAGCCGGCCCGCCCCGGGAGUACUGCCAAGUGCCUACCUGUCCACCGCCCCCGGGGUCUUCUGUGACAACCCAGCGCCGGAGCCAGAGCCAGGCGGGGCCACUCCACCCUGGGGCCAGGGCCGACUCCAUGAACACCAGCCCAAACUGAAGUGCCUCUGUCUCCUCCCUGCUGGCUCUGCCCCUGCCCUGCGCCCACCCGCCAUCACCCCCAGCCUGUCCCUGGAGAGCCCUCUACACCCAAAGACGACCACAGACGCCCAAGGCCAUGAGAGAGCCAAGGAGCAGCCACCGUCCAGUGUGCCGAUGCGCUUGUCCCACCAGACAGCAGGCGGGGCCCCCCAGCCGGGGCAUGGGGGGCCCCCUGUCAGCACCUCCGAAGGACAUGGUUUAGAUUCUGUAGUGCUGUGCCAAUGAACUUGAGCAUCCGAGCUGGUCUCGGCCUGUCUGUCCGCCCUAGCAUGGCCCUAAAGGGGUGACCUGGGGAGAUGGGAACACAGCUGUUUGAUGGGGUGGCCCUGGGCUGGUCCCCACCCCACACCCGGUCCCAGGAAGGCCUGGAGCUGAGCAGACAGGCCCGAUCCCACCAGAAUGGCCUUUGCUUCCAGCCAAAGAGCACCCCCAACACACCUCCAACCGGAGACACCCAGCUCCGUGCCUCGGGGAGCUGAGCCCCAGAACGUGGACUCUGAGGGCCGGUGGGAGGGCUUGGGAGCCAGACAGGGAAGGAGAGGGGUCUUUGCCAAAGGUGCAUGGUGUGGGGCGGGGUUGCAUGCUCCCAGGAAGGUUCUGAUAGAACCUCCACUCUCUGGGGGCCAGGAGGGGGUAGGGAGUUUCAUCUCUGGUUUUCUAGAGCUCACUCCCUUCGCCUGAGCAUGCUGGUCCCAUUUCUCAGACCAGCUCACUGAGGCACAGGGAAUUGGCUUCCAUGCGGCCAUCGGGUUGGGUGUGGGCGGCCCUCCAGCACCGCUUGCCCGCAGCUCGUCCAGCCAGCAUUUCCAUCUGGGAGGACCCACGUGCUCCUCUCCAAGCCUGAGCCCCUUCGGGAGCAGAGGCCUUGCCCAGCCCACUGGGAGCGAACUGUCAGCCGGCCUCUGUAGCUUCAUUGCUGUGUUUGAUGUCCCCAGGAAUAUCGGAGGGGCUCCUGCUGUGCGUUUAGAGGUCCU
Miniopterus natalensis is the source of this 2475-nucleotide messenger RNA. NCBI's taxonomy places the organism in Eukaryota, Metazoa, Chordata, Mammalia, Chiroptera, Miniopteridae. The record is from RefSeq and is a predicted model, not a curated record.